AUGCCCUCGGCAGACCAGAGGAAGGCCUCGGCACCGGGGCUAUAUCGAGGCCAAUAUUCAAAGUACAAGGUUACACGCGGGCGUCAGAGGGCCGGUUCCAGACCAGUCCGACCAGCUGAGGAGAGCCACAGACACGGCAGCGAUCACCCAGACGGCGUCGACGACAACGUUGGACGGGCUGUGGCUCAGCGGUGGCGAGGGCGUGAGGCGCAGGCCCCGGGUUGGAUCAUGGUGAUGAUGGUGGUGUGUCAGGCUUGGAUCACGGCGAACGGGCGGGCAUGGCUGCUAGAUGGGGGGGAGAACCUGUCUACAGGGGGCCUGAAACGUAAGAAUAGGCCACUGGAGGAAUUUGGGAGCUUGGUUCCUUGGAUGCUGGGCUGGGCGUGCAGCCCUGCUGUGCGAUGA
This is a messenger RNA of Verticillium alfalfae VaMs.102, 405 nucleotides long. RefSeq lists its product with no specific name. Bases 1 to 405 code for a protein of 134 amino acids. Lineage: Eukaryota; Fungi; Ascomycota; Sordariomycetes; Glomerellales; Plectosphaerellaceae. The transcript has a single exon. The record is from RefSeq and is a predicted model, not a curated record.